ACGGAGGCGGGCGGCAGUUCAGUGACUUGACAGCCGCCGAGCGGGGAAGACGUGUGUGUGAUCAGUGACACAGUGUUACGUGCUGGAUGAUUAUUUUACGGAGAUUUUUGUGUUUGUGGACACGGAUCUUUUAACGUUUGGAUUGCAUUUUGGAUGGUGGAUUCGCGCGGACAGUGGAACCUGCCAAAUGUGUUCAAAUGAAAAACUGCCUUCCAUCUUUUACAAGUAUAUUAGAUUUAUAAGUAAUGGUGUGGAAAUACUGACCUUGGCGAAUGUAUGAUUACUCAGCUUCAGUAUACGGGAGAAGCGCGUGCGCAGUGGGUGUAGGCGGGGCACGCAGCCUCUAUGCCGCAUCGACGCAGGUUCGACAUACAUCGGGACGUCGCCAGGUCGCUGUUGAAGAGAAGUGAUUUAUUGGGGGUGAGGUAACCUGGCUGAACUGACGAGCCAACGCGAAUACCGUCAUGUGUUCCUCUGAGUACCUAAGCGUCACAUAAUAAUAUACAUCGAAUAAUGUACGUUCCGUCCAAACACUGCCAAACUUUAAAAACGAAUUUAUUAGAGUGUAGUUUAAGUUGUUGAUCGCGAGCGCGUGUGUUGUGUUAGUGUAAGAGCGCCAUCUGGCGUGAUCGAGACGCGCAAGGUGGCGGGGACGCAUGCGCCGUCGGUGCCGGCGUUGGCGAUGCCAUUUAUUGAAGACGAAUGGUGGUCAGCGGAGAAUGAGGGCAGGAUGGUCGAUCUCUCCAAUUGCCUGCAGGACGCGGUAGCCGCGAGUGGACACAGUGCGACUCAGCUGCAACUGCAAAUGGCGACAUCUCUCGGCGAGUUAUCGCAAGCAGAGCUGUCUAACUUCGUGGGCGGUCUUACCCUGGAGGCGGACGGCUCCGAAGCUGCAGACCCAGAUGACAUUCUUAAGCAACUGGGAGAAACCGCUUUUGAUAAUUUCGACACUUUUUUUACUGAUUUGACCAAUUCCACUGCAUCUUCUGCGCCUCCUAUUGAAAUAAAGCAAGAAGAAAAUAACAACAUAUCGCCACCCUCGGGGAGCCAGCUGCAAGGUUCAUACUAUCAACAAAAUAAUCAACUAUCUCUGCCAAAUAAUGGACAACAACGCUUGCAACAAUUAUUGAGAUCGGGCACUAGUGCUAUUAACCAUGCAGUGGCGAAUAAUAUUAAUAAUGGACGGUACAAUAUUGCUUCUGCAAAUCCAUUGCUCGCUGAGAAAUUAGCAGCGACAUCUAGUGGUAUAAAGCAAGAACCUAUGAGUUCUGAUUAUAAUGGAACGAGUAUGAACUAUGGAAACGCGUCUCCAAUGCAACGAGUGCCGAGUGGGAAACCUCAAGUACAUGAUGCUGGUGGAGGAAAAGUGGACGGAGAGCCGACAGCUCUCUCUCUGGGUGCGCGUGGCUCUCUAGGCCGGGCUCUCUUGCACGGCCUGCUUGCGCCCGCUCCGGCGCCCCGACACCAUUUAUAUACUGCGCCUAAUACAGGUUCCCUGCCCCCCUCACCAGCCGACAGUGGCGUGUCGGAUGUGGAAUCUUCAUCAUCAGGCGCCGGCUCUGCGGAGGAGCUUAAAGCGCGGCUGCAACCGCCGCCCCCAGCGCCCUUCCACACGCCUUUCCUGCCCUUCUACCAGCAGCAUCAGAUCGCCACCUCCUUGCAGCACCACGUCGCUGCCCAUCCAAGGCCAACCGUGGGCACGGUGGGUGACCGUGACGCGUACGGCUACGGGUACAGCGGCGGAGGCGGGCACCACUUUGCCGCGCCUGCGCCGCCGCCCCUCCCGCACGACGACCUGCCCUACCCGGUAUUCGAUUUCGGCGACUACCAGCGGCACCAUCACCAUAACAAACUCAAACCCAAGAAGAGGCCGCGCACGGACGCGCCGCCAACACCCGGCGUCAAGCGCAAGAGCCGCGAGGGCUCCACCACCUACCUGUGGGAAUUCCUUCUCAAGCUGCUGCAGGAUCGGGAGUACUGUCCGCGCUACAUCAAGUGGACGAACCGCGAGAAGGGAGUGUUCAAGCUAGUGGACUCGAAGGCGGUGUCGCGGCUGUGGGGCCUGCACAAGAACAAGCCGGACAUGAACUACGAAACGAUGGGGCGGGCGCUGCGCUACUACUACCAGCGCGGCAUCCUGGCCAAGGUGGACGGCCAGCGCCUCGUGUACCAGUUCGUGGACGUGCCCAAGGACAUCGUGGAGAUCGACUGCUCGCUGGCGUAGAGCGGCGCGUGUCGGACUUUCUCUCAUACGUAACUGUUCGUAGAGUCGUUAUUCGUUUGGCCCUUUCGUACGUUUUUCACUAACUACUUAAAUAGUAAAUAUCGUCUAUUUUUCAAGUCAUCAUGCAUUACGUUCUUUCCGAUCGCUUCUAAUAAUGUUCUUAAGAUAAAUAUUAUUAUUCUCAAAUUGAACUAAUAUAAUGUUUAUUAUUGAAUUAAAUAUUUAUACAGAAUGGGAGAGACGAAAUUGAUUGCUCAAAUGUUUAUAUAUACCUAUUUUUAGGGAAUUUCAGAAAGGAACACUAAACUUUGCUAGAUGUUAUAUGGUAUGGAGUGACUUUUGUAUAAUGUUAAAACGAAUUUUUAAAGUUUGUAACGUUUCUACUGAUAUUGUAACGCGGGUGCGCCGGCGCCGCCCGAACAGAACUUCCUACCUCAAAACUACGCAAAAAUAAUAUUACAUAUUAUGAAUAUACAAUUUAUUCGAAAAACAGUUUUUACAAUAUGCAAUAAGUAAUAUUAUAGUCUAAAUAAGAGUUUAUAUUAAAGAAAUAUUUACGUAAUGAAAAUGUUUAUAUUAUAAUUAUGAAAAUAUCGUGUAUCGCCCUCAGAUGAAAUACAACCUCUUUGGUGCUUUUUACGGCCAUUCGCAUAUUUACACCUUGUUGAAACUGACGACCUCAAUGAUAUUUAUAUAUAUUAUACUUAUUUAAUCAUAUUUGUCUACCAAUUGUCUAGCUACAUUGUUCCUUUGUUGUGACCGAGCCAGUGCGCCCGCAGGGGAUGAAAAUAAAAAAACUAAAGAAAUCUCCAGAGACCGCGAUCUUUCUCUUUAGAUACAAUUAUAUUUACUAUUUGAUUAUAAAUGUCCCUUUUAAAGUACAAUUUAGCUGAAUUUUAUAUAAAAUGCGUCCCCUAAAGGUGUACAUUGGUCGUCGAUCUCUGAAUUCUAUCUUGUUCUUAAUGUAUCCUUUCGUUUACGAUUGAAACCGAAUUUUCAAUUGAUAUUAUUAGGGUUCUUGUUCGUGGAAUAACAAUUCUACCUAGAGUACUGAAACCAACUGCCAACUUUCUGUUAGAGAACUUUAUAUUUAAGAUGUAAUUCUUGUGAGUUAAUUGUGUUAAUUAAAAAUAGAUGUUUACUAUAA
This is a messenger RNA of Vanessa tameamea, 3371 nucleotides long. RefSeq names its product ecdysone-induced protein 74EF (gene Eip74EF). Gene Ontology annotation, biological process: regulation of transcription by RNA polymerase II; cell differentiation. Gene Ontology annotation, molecular function: DNA-binding transcription factor activity, RNA polymerase II-specific; sequence-specific DNA binding. The record is from RefSeq and is a predicted model, not a curated record. The transcript has 10 exons. Gene Ontology annotation, cellular component: nucleus. NCBI's taxonomy places the organism in Eukaryota, Metazoa, Arthropoda, Insecta, Lepidoptera, Nymphalidae. Bases 683 to 2224 code for a protein of 513 amino acids.